AUGGUACACCUUCAUCCUAUAUUAUGCUCGCUGCUCUUAGUUUUGGGUGUUAUUGAAGCAGAAUCGUGCAAUGCUCCUUCCAUCGCCGACAGCCAAGUUCUCAACAGCUCCUCAUUCAUCGGCUCUGCUGCAUCCGCACACCCACUCAAGCCCCUCUUCAAAUUCUACCCUGAUGCCUCCCUUAUGCACACUGAUGGUGGCAACUCCGGUGCUCGAGACGACCAAGGCCCCCUCGGCAUUGACCCACACAUCCGCAGCAGCAGCGCCAAAGUCUUAAUGAUGGUAUGGGGCUCUGAUGGAAGCAUGACCUGCGGCUACGCCAAUACCACCAUAUCCAGCAGCGCGCCAAAGCUUGGCCUCGUUGCCAUGGAUCCAAGCACGCUGCAAAUUCAAGCUGCAUGGUACCCACCUGGAAACGAGACGCUACGGUUCAGCUACAUGGAGUACAUCAAGGAGACUGACGACAUUGUUGUCAGUACGUACCAGGGUCACGUAUAUGUCGUGCACCGCGGGACUUGCGGUACGACGCCUUGUUUCACCACUACGCGGACGAUCUCACUAGCGGGUGCAUUCUUGUCUGGCGAGCAGCUGCUGAAUGCCAUGUAUGACACGGCGGGCAAUAUCUGGUUUACAACGGGCGGCACGAUAAAUGGUGGUGACGCAGCACAAGAGUCGUUUACCUUCGGCUAUGUCACGCCGAACGGGACUGUCGUGAAAGAGCAUGUACAUGGAGAGUUUGUGGAGAAUGGCAUUGCUGUCAGUGGCUUGGAUGUGUACAUGGUAAGUGGACCUACAGCCAUGGCAAACGCGAGCAAUGCUACCGGGUACAUGUAUUCGGUAACUUCAGGUCGCGAGGGGGCCAAAAUCAAGUGGCGAGCUCCGUACACAGCCGGUCUGGAUGCAGACGGCGAUGUUCGUGGGUCCGGGUCAUCGCCCGUGCUGUUGCAAGACAACUAUGUUGCAAUCACGGAUCGAUCAAGUCCACAAGUGAAGCUCAACAUCUUUCACCAGAAGACGCAGAACAGUACAGACAAGCAGGUACUUUGCAAAGUGCCCCUUUUCACGCCUGGCAAGAGCAACAACGAUAACGCUGUUCUGGGCCAUUUCGAUGGGAAGACGCAUGGCGUUAUCAUACAGAACAACUACGGCAUUCCGCCAGUAUAUCAACCCGAGCCUGACGUGCCCGUCGAUGUCAAUGGGAAGUGGAAUGAUAUGAGCGGAAUGGCUGGUGGAAUGACGCGCAUUGAUAUUAAUCCUAAUGGGACAUGCUCCAUGCGGUGGACAAACACUGAAUUAGCUAUCAAGGGCGUUUCCAUCAUGUCAACGAGAUCUGGCUUGAUAUAUGGCUACGUUCAAGAUACUGAGCGCUCGCCGAGGGGAGAGUAUGUGUGGUAUGUCGCAGCGGUUGACUGGGAUACCGGUCGGACUGUCUACAAAGUGAGGACUGGUGCUGGCGGGACAUACAACGAUAACUAUUUGCAAGCAUCGGUGGGUCCUGAUGGCACAUUUUAUCAAACGGUCUUUGGGGGUAUUGUUGGGGUAAGAGAUGGCCAGUAG
Pseudovirgaria hyperparasitica is the source of this 1557-nucleotide messenger RNA. RefSeq lists its product as uncharacterized. The record is from RefSeq and is a predicted model, not a curated record. The transcript is spliced from 2 exons. The coding region runs from base 1 to 1557 and encodes 518 amino acids. NCBI's taxonomy places the organism in Eukaryota, Fungi, Ascomycota, Dothideomycetes, Acrospermales, Acrospermaceae.